Molecule: messenger RNA, 1626 nt
Organism: Condylura cristata (star-nosed mole)
Lineage: Eukaryota; Metazoa; Chordata; Mammalia; Eulipotyphla; Talpidae
Gene: BCS1L
Product: mitochondrial chaperone BCS1
Exons: 9
Coding region: 311-1570 (419 amino acids)
Biological process (GO): mitochondrial respiratory chain complex III assembly; protein insertion into mitochondrial inner membrane from matrix
Cellular component (GO): mitochondrial inner membrane
Molecular function (GO): ATP hydrolysis activity; ATP binding
Source: RefSeq, a predicted model, not a curated record
CUGUGGCCUUCCAUGCAUAGAUAUUUCUGAAUUCUGGAACUUGCUCUGAGCCUCAGCUGAGGUCACCGAUGUCAGCUCAGCACCCAGCGUGCCUGGUGCAGAGCAAGUGGCGGGAGAAGCGUGCUAGAGAUGGUUUAAGGAUUUUCCAGACAUGUUCCUCUGGUGGGAAACUGAGGUAUGAACAGGAUCAUGAAGGGCAAAAUGGGACUAGGGACCUGGAGACUCAGCCCUCUCAUUCCAGCAUCAUCCCUACCCGGCAAAGUUUUGAAAAAGCUGCAGGACCUGUAAGGGUCAUCACAUAACAUUCAAGAUGCCCCUCUCAGACUUCGUUCUGGCUCUGAAGGACAAUCCUUACUUUGGGGCUGGAUUUGGGCUGGUGGGUGUGGGCACAGCCCUCGCCAUGGCCCGGAAGGGUGCCCAGCUGGGCCUGUUGGCUUUCCGACGGCAUUACAUGAUUACACUGGAAGUCCCUGCUCGAGACAGGAGCUACGCCUGGUUGCUUAGCUGGCUCACCCGCCAUAGUAGCCGUACUCAGCACCUCAGCGUGGAAACUUCAUACCUUCAACAUGAUAGUGGCCGCAUCUCCACUAAGUUUGAAUUUAUCCCCAGCCUUGGAAACCACUUUGUCUGGUAUCAGGGAAAAUGGAUCCGAGUGGAACGAAGCCGAGAAAUGCAGAUGAUAGACCUGCAGACAGGGACGCCUUGGGAAUCUGUCACCCUCACAGCCCUGGGCACUGACCGCACGGUUUUCUUCAACAUCCUGGAGGAAGCUCGAGCGCUAGCCUUGCAGCAGGAGGAGGGGAAGACAGUGAUGUACACAGCUGUGGGUUCAGAAUGGCGCUCCUUUGGUUAUCCACGCCGCCGCCGGCCACUGAAUUCUGUGGUUCUGGAACAGGGUCUGGCUGAGCGAAUUAUCAGAGACAUCCGGGAAUUUAUCGAUAACCCCAAGUGGUACACUGACAGAGGUAUCCCCUACAGACGUGGCUACCUGCUUUACGGGCCUCCUGGCUGUGGAAAGAGCAGUUUUAUCACAGCUCUGGCUGGAGAACUGGAGCACAGCAUCUGCCUGCUGAGUCUCACAGACUCCAGCCUCUCCGAUGACCGGCUCAACCACCUGCUGAGUGUGGCCCCUCAGCAGAGCCUGGUACUCCUGGAGGACGUGGAUGCUGCUUUUCUCAGUCGGGACUUGGCCGUGGAGAACCCAGUGAAAUACCAAGGGCUAGGUCGCCUUACCUUUAGUGGACUGCUCAACGCCCUGGAUGGCGUGGCUUCCACCGAGGCACGCAUUGUGUUCAUGACCACCAACUAUGUGGACAGGUUGGACCCUGCCCUGAUACGCCCUGGACGAGUAGACCUGAAGGAGUAUGUGGGUUACUGCUCACACUGGCAGCUCACCCAGAUGUUCCAGAGAUUCUAUCCAGAACAAGCACUUUCCUUGGCUGAGACCUUUGCAGAUCGUGUCCUUCAAACUACAGUUCAAAUCAGUCCUGCCCAGGUGCAGGGUUACUUUAUGUUGUAUAAAAAUGACCCCAAGGGGGCAAUUCAAAAUAUUGAGUCUCUAAGGAGGUGACAGUCGAGCUGUGCUCAACAAACACCUAUCAGUCAAUAAACACUUGCCAUACUUAA